Molecule: messenger RNA, 2327 nt
Organism: Trichobilharzia szidati
Lineage: Eukaryota; Metazoa; Platyhelminthes; Trematoda; Strigeidida; Schistosomatidae
Source: the annotation of a GenBank genome assembly
CUGGGCGACUAUUACAUAGACCAGGAAAGCUUUAUUCAUCAUGCCUAGAAUGUUGAUUGGUUCUUCACGUCUAUAUUAUGUUGAAAUAAUCUAUGUGAAAACCAAGUCAUUGGCUGUUAUCAACUACUGUUUCCAAUCAAUUAGAAUGAUCAUUUCAAUUCUACAUUUUUCAUUGGUUGAUAGAAGAAUGUUCUGUACAUUUCACUUAUUCACAUUCUAUCCACUUGUUUAUCAAGUUGAAAUAAAUUAACCUACCUGCAUUCAUGAUUUCUUUCUUCACUGUACGGUUACGUAUUGUAUUAUGAUGGCCUCACUACUUUCUCUUCGGUAACGUUGAAAUGUGCUAGAUUCUGAUUUUUUCGUUGCAAUUGUUAAAACUAAUACUGAUGUUGAUCAAAGCUUCUCAAGAGUGCAAAUCAAUUACUCUUGUGUUAAUUGUACUCCUGAUUAUCUGGCUGAUAAUUCUUGCACCUAGUUCAUAUUUCUUGGAUUCGAAACCAGGAAACAGAUUCAUAUCGUCAGGAAUAAAUGAGUCAAUACUUCCGAACGAAUAUGGUUCAUAUGCUAAUCGGUCUGACUUAGCUGCUAUCCUACACAAAACAUAUUCUACUCAGACUAGAUUAGCUGUUCAGAAAUAUCCCCUGUAUUUUAGUUUAGAAGAAGAAAGGUUGAAAAAGCUGUAUGACACAAUAAAAGAAGAAAAGAAAGUGAAGAAGUUUCUCAAUUAUGGGAAGAGAACAAUUUUUACACCUAUGAAUUUUUCCUACUGUCAUGCGAAGGAGUGUGAUGUCAUUAAUGAAAUGGAAAGAUGGCGAGAAGCUGAUGGAUUAAUACUUACAGAAGAUAAACUGCCAGAUGGCGUACGUCCACCAGGACAAUUAUGGUUUACACUUAUACAUGAAUCUCCUGUGCAUAUCGCAAUCGCAAACUCUCUGAAGAAUGAGGUGAACUUUACCAUAUCUUAUCGUUUCGACUCAACAGUUUAUUCUUCGUAUGGUUAUUAUGAGCCACAUAUCAAAACUCACGGACCAGAGACGAGAUAUCCACUACCUUCUCGUAACAUUGCGGCUGGGAGAUCUAAAAAGGUGGCGUGGUUUGUAAGUAACUGUAUACCGAAGAGCCCUAGAAUGGUAUAUGCCAAAGAAUUAUCUCGACAUAUAUCCGUUGACAUAUACGGUGGAUGUGGCACGAAAUCGUGUCCGAAGAAUAAAGCAACAUUUGCUUCAACGCCUGAAUGUUUAAGUACGAUUCGUGAAAACUACAAAUUUUAUUUGAGCUUUGAGAACAGUUUGUGUUCGGAGUACAUAACUGAGAAACUCUACAGAAAUGCCCUCAACAACGAUAUACUUCCCAUUGUGAUGGGAGCUUCAAUUGAGGAAUACGAAAGGGUUGCUCCGCCAUACUCGUUUAUUCACGUAGAUCAGUUUGAAUCACCAGCAAAACUUGCAGAAUACUUGAAUUACUUGGACAAAAACGAUACCGCCUACAAUGAAUACUUCGCUUGGCAUGGUCAUGGUAUUAUCCACGACUGGGAUUCUCAACCACAGUGCGCUAUGUGUUUACUAGCACAUACUUCUCCCUUGUUUGGACCGUAUUGGAUUCCACAAGUAGCCAGAUGGUGGAAUGAUGGAUGCAACGGACGGAGACUGCGAUGGGGAUCGUAAUUGUACUCGAAUGCUGAGAAAACACAAGUUUCCUUUGUUUCGUGCUCCUUCAAGUGACCAAACACAUCUUAUGGAUGUUUACUUUUUCUGUGCAAAUAAUUUCCUUACACAUCUUCUUUGAUAUUAUUGGUAAUUAAAAUAGUAAAAUUCGACCGAUGCAUAGAGAAUAUUUAAUUAAGAGUAUUGAAUUCUCAUCAACACCGACCUUCUCCAAUUUAUGUGAGAAAAAUAUUUUUCACCGAAGAAUUUCUACUUCUUUUUUGAUAAGAAAAAGACAAUUAUGUACUUCAGUGGUUUUUAUUACACUCUAUAUUAACACUAGACUGCAUCAUUUUCAGGAAUUAUCAUUGUACAAUGCCCACAACUGUUAGCAAUGUUAGAAUGUAAAGGUAAGAAUGUAAAUGAAAACUAUUUGGCAAGAAAUAAUUUCUUCCUAAUAUGUUUGGUAUUUUACGCCUACGUAGUCAUUUUAAUAGCAUUUCACGGAUUAUAAGCGUAAUGUGAGGAGUAUAUUGUGAGAUAAAUUCAGAGGACAGGGGAUCAACUCCGUUUUGGCCGGGAUCUAAGUUAUUGUGUUGUUCACAAAUUUUUCACCUCUCUUGUCCAGAAAUAUACACAUAUAUCUCUCUCAAUUCAUGUUCAUCAAUAUUGUAUAAUUCGGCU